Molecule: messenger RNA, 744 nt
Organism: Spea bombifrons (plains spadefoot toad)
Lineage: Eukaryota; Metazoa; Chordata; Amphibia; Anura; Pelobatidae
Gene: TMEM47
Product: transmembrane protein 47
Exons: 3
Coding region: 39-578 (179 amino acids)
Biological process (GO): cell-cell adhesion
Cellular component (GO): cell-cell junction
Source: RefSeq, a predicted model, not a curated record
CUGUAGUGUCUGGUUGCUGCUGAUCUGGCGAGGGGACCAUGGCUUCAUCUGCCAGCGGGAUGGAAGAGGUCCGCUCUUCGGUUCUUACCCCUCUGAAGCUGGUGGGACUUGUGUGCAUCUUCCUGGCUCUGUGUCUGGACAUCGGAGCCGUUCUGAGCCCAGCCUGGGUGACGGCGGACAACCAGUAUUACCUUUCCCUAUGGGAGUCCUGUAGGAAACCUGCCAACCACUGGAUCUGCGAGUCCACCCUGCAGAGCGAUUGGCAGAUUGCCACCCUCGCUUUACUAUUGGGAGGUGCUGCAAUCAUCCUCAUUGCAUUCCUUGUUGGCCUGGUCUCCAUCUGCGUGGGAUCUCGCAGACGGUUCUACAGACCAGUGGCAGUCAUGCUGUUUGCUGCAGUUGUUCUCCAGGUGUGUGGCCUUGUCUUGUAUCCAAUCAAGUUCAUCGAAACAGUCACUUUGAAGAUAUACCACGAAUUCAACUGGGGCUAUGGCUUGGCUUGGGGUGCAACUAUAUUUUCCUUUGGGGGUGCCAUACUUUACUGUCUGAACCCCAAGAAUUACGAGGACUACUACUAGAUGUGUGCUGUGAAGAUGAAAAAGCAAAAAUAACAUUACUCAACUUUUUUCUAUCUCUGUUUUAUAGAAAACAAAGAGAGCAUCAAACAAUCUGCUCACUUCAUUUAAUCCCUUCUUGCCUUCUGGCUGCCAAUAGUAUAAACAGCUUUACAUCCACAUACAGAAA